AUGCUCCAAAGACUCGGAGACUGCCUUCCAUUCAUCCCAAAGCACCCAAAAGGAUUCAGAGCCGCGAUGGAUAUCGGCGAAGCAAGGAAGAUCCUUGCCAUUGAACGCCAGGACUCAAGCGUGAUGGAAAGGUACAUCCAGAUGAUGAAGAUUAACCAUCCAGACCGCGGAGGAAGCCCGUACAUAGCGUCGAAGAUUAACGAGGCAAAGAACCUGCUAACCGCCAAGAAGUCUGCGUUCUUCUGA
Messenger RNA from Encephalitozoon cuniculi GB-M1, 246 nucleotides. RefSeq lists its product as uncharacterized. Gene Ontology annotation, molecular function: ATPase activator activity. The record is from RefSeq and is marked provisional. The transcript has a single exon. Bases 1 to 246 code for a protein of 81 amino acids. Gene Ontology annotation, biological process: protein import into mitochondrial matrix. NCBI's taxonomy places the organism in Eukaryota, Fungi, Microsporidia, Unikaryonidae. Gene Ontology annotation, cellular component: PAM complex, Tim23 associated import motor.